Triticum dicoccoides is the source of this 1407-nucleotide messenger RNA. RefSeq lists its product as uncharacterized. The record is from RefSeq and is a predicted model, not a curated record. NCBI's taxonomy places the organism in Eukaryota, Viridiplantae, Streptophyta, Magnoliopsida, Poales, Poaceae. The transcript has 3 exons. Bases 1 to 1407 code for a protein of 468 amino acids.
AUGGCCGACGGCGACGCCGACAGCGCCUCCCCCUGGCCGGCGUCGAUCCUCCUAGCCCGGCAGACUUACAUCGCCGCCAGCAGGAACGAGACGACAGCCACGGCCAAGGCGAGGUCGACGACGGGCAACCACACCGUGGAGGUCACCUUCUGGAUCGCGGACCCGCCGGCGGUGUCCUUCUGCACCUGCCACUGCUCCAAGGUCGCCGCCCUGAAGGUACCGCCAGAGGUGGUGGGCGCCCAGGGCAGGUUCGUCCUCCUCCGCGCCGUCUUCGCCUCCGGCUACUACUACAGCAAGGACGACGAGGAGGAGUACUUUGUCUACACGGGCGACCUGAGGUCCCCGUCCCUUGAGAGCAUGCCGCUUCCCGAGGACGAUGACGGGGGGCUGCGCCGAGUCGGCGAGUUCGGGAUCGUGCCCCGCCCCCGCGGCGCGGAUGCCGGCGGCCAUUACCUGCUGGUGGCGCUCCGCAGCGCGGCGAACAGCUUGAAGGAAUACCGGCUCCACGUCUACUCGUCCGAGGACAGGACAUGGAGGAGCAAGGAGGUGGCCAAUCCAUGCCCCCGGGAGUACGCGAUCUGGCCGGACAAGGUGAUCACUGUAGGAGAUGGCGUGCUUGCGUGGGUCAGUUUGCAGCAGGGCAUGGUGGUGUGCGACGUGCUUCAGGAAGAAGAACCCCUCCACGCUCGCUACAUCCCAUUGCCGGCGCCAUUGCCUGAGAACAGACAAGAUACCUAUUUGAAGCAAUUCCGGGAUGUCGCCUGCUGCGUCGAUGGUACCAUCAAGUUCGUGGAGAUGGAGCAGCGUGUGAUCGUGACAGAGAUCAGAGAAGAAGAGCCGCCGCUGGACCCCAGGGACAAGGAUGUGCUCUACGGUUCAGACCUGAUCAAGCUGAGCAAGAGCAAAGGUGUGGAGAAGAAGCCCAAGAUCCUGCGCACGGUGGACGGUUGGAGCGCCAUGACAUGGACCAGGGAGCUAGGGUCCGACUGCUGGCGCAAGGGAAGCAUCGUCGAUGUUGAUGACAUUUCGGUCGAUGACACGGCGUUACGGUCAGGCCAAGGGAUUGAUGAAUCCACUAGAAUCAUGCCAUCCAGGAACCUGUACUCGGCUUGGCCCACCCUGUGCGGAGAUGGUAAUGCCAUUCUUUACCUCGAAUUAUCCAGGCAUUUGACUGAUUCAAGUAGAUGGGUGAUUGCUGUGGAUCUUGCCAAGAAGACACUGAAAGUGGAAGCACCCGGGGAGCACCCUUUUGGAGGAUGCCCCCCUUGGCAGCAAAUAUGCCAUCCCUGCGCAUUGGCGAACCAUCUGAAAAUGACUCCACGCAUUAAAGUCUCAGCAAUCCAGAUCACGCAGAAGGGCAGCUCCGCAAAUGAGCCAAAUAAUACGCCUAUCCGUGCCAUAUGUUGA